Molecule: messenger RNA, 2600 nt
Organism: Lytechinus pictus (painted urchin)
Lineage: Eukaryota; Metazoa; Echinodermata; Echinoidea; Temnopleuroida; Toxopneustidae
Exons: 3
Coding region: 7-378 (123 amino acids)
Source: RefSeq, a predicted model, not a curated record
CUAACGAUGAAUACUUCCAGUAACCUCACAGUGAUGGUCAUCCUGAUGACAGCCGUUAUCCUUAGUCACUUUCAACCUUCACUGUGCCAAAUACAUCACAGAUUCAACUGCUGGAGACCGGGAGGUAAGAAACGAUCUGACCCAGACAACUCGAACGAUCCAUCCUAUAGCGGAGAUCACCUGCAACUUAAAUGGUCUUUACAGAGAUACAUCGAUUCCGUUCCAGCAAGUGAGCUUUUAAAUCUCCUCAGUCAACUUUUACAGUUUGAGAACAUGCGACGGACCAAAAUCACUGUCCCCGAAACGGAAGGCGACUCCAACAACGACUGGCUAUCAUCUCCAGCGGAAGAUAAAGACGUCAGUCGGACGUGGUCAUAACAAGUUCAUACCCGUCGUCGUCACCGCCAUCGUCGACAUUUAGUAUAAGAAAUACUGAUUCAGAAAAAGAAAUUUAAAAAAAUUGUUUGACUUGAAAAGAAAGAUAUUUUCUAUAUUUUGUUAACAGUCACGACACAAUAGGCUACACAUUCUUUAUUAUGUGAUUUAAAUGUUACAAUAGUCUAAUCAUUUUAUUUCGAACUGUUAAGUAUCAUGAUGUUAAAAUUACUGAGGAGAAAUUUAAGUUUAUCAAAAAGCACAGAGGUCAAGGAGGUUCGUAAGCAGUGAAUAAUAUGAUAAAGUUUUUUUUUUAUCUUUGUAGAAUAUAUUAAUGAUAAAGUACAGGGUUUCCUUAUCAUAUUUUUAUAUAAACAUAACCAUCCUAAGAUAAUUUUAAUCAUCUUCUUUUAUUCCAGUAAAGCAUGGCAUUUUUUUUUCUCGAAAAAAGCCCAACAGAUUACACGGAUAAGCCACGUGAAUAUAAACGAUGGUUUGUGAUGAUUUGUAUGAUAUACACCUUUCUAUAUUCAUAACGAAAAUUCGAUCAAUGGCAAUUGUCCAAAUUGUUACAUCCACACAAUCUGCUGAACAUGAUUUUAUUUUGUGUGUUUUCCAAUUAUGUUAUCUAGUUUUAUAUUGGGAAUUGGCUCGGUGGAUAUGAAAUAUGUAACAACAGCAGAAUAUUUCAAUUUACUCAUGAUCAUAUAGAGGGUAAUAGAAGGAAAGUUGUUUUCUGUAGGUUAUAAUGAUACGUAGCAAAGAGAGGCGUGGCAUUUUCAUAGCGGGCAGUAAUCUGUCCUAAUGUGAUUUUUUUUUUUUUGGGGGGGGGGGUCUCAAUUGAACAACAGGGGUAAAAUACAAUUACACCGUUAAUAUCUAUCUUGUAGAUGCUUCUUUUUUUUAAUUUUCUCCCACCCCUCCCGUCCGCACUGAUUACGUAAACAGUUGUCAUUAGAGAAGCAUAUUUGCCCCUUGUAUCAUCGCCGGGGGGGGGGUGUGGUGUCACCUACACUGUAGAAAAAAAUCUCUGUCAAUAAGUAGUUUACACUUAAUGUAUAUAAGUAAAUUUAUUAUUUAAUCUACUUGAUUUGUUUGGUUUAUUUGGGUUCAGUAUACAUUUACGAAAAUUCACGUAUUGCUAGCUUGCUGCGAUUAAGUAAAUGUAACUCCAAUUAGUCAAAGAAAAUUAUUACUUUCAAAAUCAUUUUGGAUGUACUUAUAUUUUUUAAUUUACGCCUUAUUUAAAUGUACCUGAGGAGGAUUCAUUAAGAGCAACAGUCAUAUCUGUUUUUGUUUGAAAUUGUUUUGGAGUAGGUUGUGCAAAAUAUUUUUUUUUUUUUGAAUCGAAGAAAGAGCAGCAUUAAAUAGUCACUCAUCAGAAAAUUUUAGAUUUCUUUUUAGGUUUUCGGAAAAUGUUAAUAUUGUUGUCACUGUUUCAUUUCUUAGGAUGAACCGGUCGCGUAUUGAUAUAAAUGACAGUACCUAUCAUGUACAGUUAAGUGAUUAUUUGGAUAAAAGAUGAAAAUUAUGCCACUGAAAGUGGGAAGAUGGGGGAGCAGACUUACAAAUCACGAAAGUCCACUCCCCCAUUUGUUUUUUUUUAUAUUUCAGUGAUUGUUUUACUUAACUUAAUUAAGUUGUUGUAACUUAAUUUACUUGAGUAAAAUUGAUGCAGAGAAAAUAAGUAAAUAUUAGCUAAAACUGCCAAACUAAUAGAUAGGCCUACUUGAAAAAAUUAAGGCAAUAUUUGCCUAAAUUUUAUUGAGUAAUUACAAAUAUUUUUUAUAGUGUGUACUCACUGCAAAUAAACAUUGUCUGGGACCAAUUGUUGCCGAGGCAUUUGUCGAGUUACUGGAUUUUGUUCGUUCCAUAUCCAAAUACCUUACAAUACCUUGUACCAUAUUUCAUUAAUGUCAUUCUCGUCUAUUACACGAUCAUAAAAUAAGAAUACACAUUUACACUUUCCCUAUACAUUUAUGGUUUUUUUCUCCGAUUUUACUAAGAUACAUUAAUAAACGUAAAUAUAAUGUCGAUAAUGUUUAGAAUUGAGGGAAGAAAAAAAUGUAUUUUCCAUGACAGGUAUUGAUAUCAUUCAAUAGUUUUCCCCGUGUUUCAAACUCACGUUUCAUUUUUAUUAACGACUAAGAAAAUGUGCAUUCUUUAAUCAUUUGUCUUAUAAAUGGCCUAUUGGAAGUUCAUAAUAAAAUUACUUUCCAAGAUUC